AUGAACAAGAGGCUGGAGACGAAAAGUGGGUGGUUUUUGGAUACGGAGGAGGACGAGAAGGAGGAGAAAGAAGAGGAGGAGGAGAAGCAGGAGAAGGAGGAGAAGGAGGAGCAGAAGGAGAAGGAGGAGGAGGGGGAGGAGGAGGAGGAGGGGGAGGAGAAGAAGGAGAAGGAGGAGGAGGAGGAGAAGGAAGAGGAGGAUGGGGAGGAAGAGGAUGAGGAGGAGGAGGAGGAGGAAGAGGAGGAGGAGGGAGCGGAGGAAGUGGAGGAGAAGGAGGAGGAGGAGUAGGUGGAGGAUGAGGAGGAGGAAGAGGAGGAGGAAAAGGAGGAGGAGGAAGAGGAGGAGGAGGAAGAGGACGAGGAGGAAGAGGACGAGGAGGAAGAGAAGGAGGAA
This is a messenger RNA of Sabethes cyaneus, 393 nucleotides long. RefSeq names its product cilia- and flagella-associated protein 251-like. The annotation marks the transcript as partial. The record is from RefSeq and is a predicted model, not a curated record. The transcript is spliced from 2 exons. Lineage: Eukaryota; Metazoa; Arthropoda; Insecta; Diptera; Culicidae.